This is a messenger RNA of Acanthochromis polyacanthus (spiny chromis), 5304 nucleotides long. RefSeq names its product protein O-GlcNAcase. Lineage: Eukaryota; Metazoa; Chordata; Actinopteri; Pomacentridae. The record is from RefSeq and is a predicted model, not a curated record. Gene Ontology annotation, biological process: glycoprotein metabolic process. Gene Ontology annotation, molecular function: beta-N-acetylglucosaminidase activity.
GGGAGAGCAUCUCGUCUUGCCUCGCUGGUUCUGGGGCCGACUGGAAGCGGAGGGAGGCCGGAGGACCGAGGACAGGAUGGAGGAGGACAGGAAGCAGUUCCUUUGCGGGGUGGUGGAAGGUUUCUAUGGGAGGCCUUGGUCUAUGGAUCAGAGGAAAGUUCUCUUCCAAUGGAUGCAGAGCUGGGGGUUGAACAGCUACCUGUACGGGCCCAAGGACGACCUGAAACAUCGACUGUUGUGGAGAGAAGUCUAUUCUCCUGAAGAGGAAAGUCAGUUGCGUACUCUCAUAGUCGAGGCCCAGUCGAGAGGUUUGAGGUUUGUUUACGCCCUCUCCCCGGGUCAGGACAUCGUUUUCUCGUCUUCCUGUGACUUGACGCUUCUCAAACGCAAGCUGAGACAGGUAUCAGACCUGGGUUGCCAGGCGUUUGCCAUUCUCUUUGAUGACAUCGACCACUCCAUGUGUCAGGCCGACAGCGAGGCCUUCACUUCAUUCGCUCAUGCUCAGGUCACCGUAACCAAUGAGAUUUACCGGUUUUUGGGGGAACCACCUGUCUUCCUAUUUUGCCCUACAGAGUACUGUGGCUCUCUGUGCUCCCCCAGUGUGUCUAAGUCUCCUUACCUGCAGACUGUUGGAGAGGAUCUGCUGCCCAACAUCACAGUCAUAUGGACAGGGUCUAAGGUCAUCUCCAGGAAGCUGUCUGUGGACUGUCUGGCUGAGGUGGAGUCUGUCCUCCAGCGUCCUCCGCUCAUCUGGGACAACCUGCACGCCAACGACUACGACUCCAGACGCCUCUUCUUGGGGCCUUUCAAGGGUCGGGAGCCUCAGCUGAGGAGCCACCUGAGGGGCCUCCUUCUCAACCCCAACUGCGAGUUUGAGGCCAACUACAUCCCGCUGCACACGCUGGGAAGCUGGCACCGAGCUGGGAAAGAGGAGCUGAAAGAUGAGGAGUGUGAUAGUCCUGAUAGAGCUCUGUCUGCUGCACUACAUGACUGGAUGGAGGAGCUCACCAGCCCUCUGCAAGCAGGCCGGCAGAGCUCCAGGACAGACCAGCGCUCCUCUGUCCCAACAUCUCGCUGCAAAACCCCCGACAGACCCGACUGCCCCUCCACCUUCAGAGGAAGCUCCGCCGUGGCCAAACUCCCUGUCUUCCCUCUCAACUCCAGCUCCCCUCCCUCCUCACCCACCAAGGGGAGAGGGAACCUCGAGAGGGGGAGAAAAGGAGGCCGAACCAGCCGAGCCAAGCCAACCACCAAGCCUCCAGGAUCGAGGCCCGGAUUUCUGGCAGGCGGAGGCCGAGGACAGCGGGCGCAGGGUCGGGGGCUGAGUGGUGGGAAGGGUUUGCUGAGUGAGUCCCAGGUACGACUGCUGGUUGGUCUUUACUAUCUGCCCCACGAGCACGGCCCGUCAGCCCAACUGCUGCAGGAUCUGACCUGGCUGAAGUCGAACUGCCACGUGGUCGGCUUGAACAGCAAGAAGGCCCCGCCUCAGAAGGUUGAUGAGUGGCGUGGGCGAGCCUCGAGGUUCCUGUCUCUGUGUGAGGACAUCGCACAGCUCCACUGCAGCGUGGUGGGCGGAGCCAACAGGGCUGUACUCUAUGACCUUUACCCUUAUGUGUGGGACCUGAGGAACACAGCUCUGGUGGCCAAGGCCUUUAUAUGCUGGCUAGAUGGACGAGUGUUGAGUGACAGCUCCACCCUCGGCUCCUGGAGGAACUGUUUCCACUGGUGUGGGAAGACCACAGGAGCAGACGUCCUGGGAGUGGAGUCAGAGCCAUGGGUGUUCAAAGGAGGCGUGUCUGGGGAGGUGCAGAUGCUUCUCCCAAUAGGCAGCAGCAGUGAACUUUUCACCCAUCCUCCUCCUCUCUUCCCUACCUCUCGUCUCUACAACAUCAGGCCCUAUCACAGCAAAGACAAGGUGGAGCUAUACCGGAUGGUCCGCCAACUUCACCUGAGGACUCAGGGUGUCCAAGAGUCGAGUGCUGCUCAUCCAGACGUCAUAGGCGACAGAUGUCUUGGACCGUGCCUGGCGUUGUGCCCAGAGUACAGCUUCAUUCUGGAGGAUGAGCUGGGUGUUUGCGGCUGCGUGUUGGGCAUCUUGGACGUCCGCUCCUUUGCCAAGCGGUGCCAGGCCAGCUGGAUACCCGCCAUGAGGGACAAAUACCCACCCAAAGGGAAUGUCACCCUCCCCAACACACAGGACUUGAUCCAGUUGAUGGAGGAGGACCAGGGCGAGUAUCCAGACUCGCUCCUCUAUCACUUCCCCUCUCAGCUGCGACUGGACGCCCUUCCUGAGCUGGUGGACAUCAGCGUCAGCCGCACUCUGCUCACCGCCCUCCUCACUGCACUCAAAGCCAACGGUUCUCAGGGUGUGUUCUGUGAGGUGCAGCCUACAGACCGUCAGAGGCUGGAGUUCUUGACCAAACUGGGCUUCCUGGAGAUCCUCAGAGGAGAAGCCAGGAGCAGAGAGGGGGUGGUGCUGGGGAGGCUGCUCUGAACACAAAACACACACUCACAUGGUCACGCACAUGCACCCCACCACACCACACCACACCACAAACAGCAAAAACACUCACACACAACGGCACUUAGACAUGCAGAAAGACGUAUGUGCAGCACAGCAUAGAGACAGCUGCAUUUCCUCCGUCAAGAGCGGAAACCUGUCUUUGAGGGACAGUUCUAGAGUCCGUUGAGUCUGUGUGGCAGUAAUGGGGAUGAACCCGGAGAUUUCUGAGGGAUUAGCAAAACAGAAAAUAAGCUUUCAGUUUAAACCUUUAGCAAAGCUUCUCGGAUUCCACCCCGUCUGAGGAUUAGAUGAUUCCUUCAAGUUUCAGGGAAGGCAGCAGGAGGAUAGGCUGAGAUGGGAGCAGAGCGCGAGAUCACAGCAGCUACAACAUACAUUUAAAAAACAUGAAUUAUGAAUGAUGCCAGUGGCUGUUAAAUGAACUGGCACGGCACUAAAACAAAGGGUGGAGGUGGAUCUGACUACACGAGGCUAUGAUUUGACGAGUCUUGCAGUCGAACGUGUCGCCCCAGCACCGUGUAUAAUGGUCCGGCUGCACCUCGUUGUCAUUCUGCUCGAGGAGGAAAAUGCUCCGGCUUGUUUGUAUUCCUUUAAAACUGAUCUCAAUAAACUUUGGUGGUGCUAAGCCCAGGAUGCAGUGAUGGUGCCCCGGCAAAAUACUGGAUUGAUCUGGUGGAACAUUUGCACACUGGUCAUUAACUUAGCUAAUUUGCCAGCUAGUUCAAACCAGACUGCCUUUUGCACUAUCACAAGCCUUGGCAAGACUUGUUUUUUUCUGCAAAAGAGAUUAUUAAAGUGUGAUCACAUGUGAAAGGGAGGAUAAAGUCACAACUUCUAAUAUUUUCUUUAAGAAGAUUCACAUAAAAAUCAACCAAAAUCCAGCAAAAUUUGCUGGAUUUUAGUUGAUUAUUUAGGGAAUGUUUCUAAGAAACAUUUUUAACAUUUCUUUUUUCCACCAAAAAAUGUUCAAAGAUUUCCCAAAAACGUUGAAAAUGUGGACAUCAGAAGUUUCACUGUGAAAAUAUAUAUUUAUUCCCACAUUUUCAAACUUUAAAACGGGUCAAUUUUGACCCGCAGGACGACACAAAGGUUAAGUAUGACUAGCUGUUUCCCACUGUUACCAGUCUUCAUGCUAAGCUGGCCGUAGAGUUUUAUUGAUCUUCCGAAUUGACACUGAUCAAGCUUCUCUGUCUGAUCUUGUGCUCUGCUCCCUCUGCUUUCUUCAUGAAAUUAUCUUUUGUUUUCCUAAAAGUUAGGAUGUUGUUUUCGAGCGCCUGUCCUGUCGAUUCAACAGUCUGCUAACAGCAGGUCAGACCCAGGCGUGGCAUCACUGUUUACACUCGCUUAGUAUAGAUGAAUGUUUACAUGCAUGAAGAACAAAACAUCAAGUAGGGAUACAUGUCUACUGACACCGACAUACUCAAAUAUAAUUUCAACGGCAUGCUCUAACAUUGCAACUUAAAUGAAGAUUUUUCAUUGGGUUUCUCUCUGCCAUUAUAGCUGUAAAAUCUUAAGGACAUAAAAUGCAAAUGCAUGCUAAAAUUCAUCAGAAAAACAAAAAAAAACAACUACACACACACACACACUUCAGUUUACACUUGGUUCAAUUGGAUAAAACAGAUACCUCUCCCUCAUGUCGCAUCAUUUACACAGUUGUCAGAUACUGUAAACGUUGCCAGUUGUGUGUACACGCCGGCAACACGUGGUGUAUGUGUGUGUACUCUGUAUGUGGUGUAUGCAUGUGUGAGGGCGUGCCAAAUAUACAAACUAAGACCGCUGUGUCAUUCUGCCUUUAUUCUGAACCAUAAUGAACACACACACACACACACACACAACCAUGCUUAAAAGAAAGAAGCACAACAGCACUCACAAUCAAACCUUCAACUGAAAGUAUGUACAACUAUGAAUGUUCAUCUUUUUGUAACGCAGCGUAGGGACACAACUACUGCAAGUAUUUAUAUUUCUACUUUUGAUUUCAUGUUUUUUUUUUUUACAUUAAUGCUCGAUCAAUCACAGACUGAAAGGCACUUUUUGUAUGUUUCCUCUCGUUACCAACGUCAGCGCCAUCGUCUGUGAGGUGAUAAAAGAAUUCAGUCCCAGAGCUGAAAAUUGUGUAGACGACGACAAAGCACUAUACUAGAAAUGCAUGAUGUAAAGAAAACUCUAGAAAAGAUGUAAGUGUUCGCCGCAGAGAGCCGUCACUUCACCCGUUACCGACCUGUGCGUUUUGUUUUUUUGGUAUUUUUGACACUACUAUGAUCUAAUUUAAGAACUUGUGUGUGAAUGUAGGCAUGUGUGUGUUUGGGGGAUACACAUGAAAAGUCCACACAGGCGACGUGAAGCACUGUGAAAACAGAAAGUCAAACAAACCGCGGCAUUUUUCCAUUGAAGAGAAUUUUGAAGAAGAGCAAUCAUGCCAACAACAAGAAUGAUAAUCGUAAUAAUAAUGAUAACAGUUGCCUUUAAACUUCAGGCUUAAGCAGCUGGCCACUCCGUUCAUUUCAUAAACACAUCACCUGUCUCACUGUCUGCCUGCAUUAAGUUACAUGUACAGUCUGUUUACAAUGAGUUCCAGUGGAGUGCUAUGUAGUGUCUAUGCAGGGUGGUGGAGGAGUUAAAAAAAAGAAGAAAAAAAAAAGGAAUUACUGUAGAAUUCAGUCUGUGUUUUUAUUGACAGUAAAAGUGUCAUUUAAAAAAACAAAACAUCAUUUUAAAAACAAUGAUUUUAUUGAACUGACUUGUUGAUUUUCAUGCUUAUUAAAAGAAGUUUUCUUUCCCUUUAA